This is a messenger RNA of Adineta steineri, 366 nucleotides long. NCBI's taxonomy places the organism in Eukaryota, Metazoa, Rotifera, Eurotatoria, Adinetida, Adinetidae. The record is from the annotation of a GenBank genome assembly.
AUGGUUAUUGCUGUAAUAAAAGCUGAAAUAUGUUAUGAUGAAGAUGACACUGAAGAGGAUAUAUCAACAAUGCAGUCGACAAUAAGACGGUCCAAUAUAGAGCAUCAUAACUUACCAACUAUACAACCGCAAAUUUUGAUCAGAGACACACCACUAAGAAAUUCAACAGUUUCAAUAGAAAUGCAACCAUCACAAAAUAAUAAUUCUAAUGUUAAAAGAACAACAACUUCAGAUUUGCCACCAGCAUAUGAUAGCGUGAUAGAAGAAAGUGGAAUAAUAAUUGUAAUGCAGCAACAGUCUCUAUUACCUCCAACCUACGAAACUUUUAUGGAACGAAACAAUGAAAGAUCGGGAGCUGAUUCAUAG